AUGUAUGUUAGAAUUCCGCAGGCGCUUCUAUAUCUAACAAUCUGCCUCAUAUUGGUGGGUAAUUUCUCUACAUCCGGGGCCUUUGUGUGUCCGAGCGUGUGCCGAUGUCAUUACAACGUCACUGUAUCAUGCGAUGUAGGUCUACAAACGAUUCCGAGAGAUAUUUCGGAACUCACCAAAUCACUGCAUCUGGCUGGGAAUGUUACGUUACACAACAGUUUCCAUCGCGUCCGUCACACUGAUUUACCUAACUUGUCCGAUCUCCGUCACUUUACGUUCAGUUUUAAUGACAUAGAGUCUAUCGAAGACUACACAUUUAGCCAAUUUAAAGAACUCCGGCAACUGAAAUUGAACAACAACAACAUCAAAAAGGUUGGACCAGAAACAUUCAGCGGGCUUUCAAAACUGGAAGUUCUAGAUCUGUCUGGAAAUUUGGGUAUAAAAAUCCAAGACGGAACAUUCCGUGUGCUUCCUUCGCUCAAAGAAUUGUAUAUGGGAGAGAUAAACCUACAGGAAUUAGAUGUUGCUGUUUUUGACGGUUUAAAUGAUUUGGAAGUUUUGGACAUACAUGGUAAUUUGAUAAAAAAAUUUGAUAUACACCGUAUGAAUUUAUUUCCUACGUUGAAUGUAUUGGACAUUUCCUCAAACUCAUUGAUGAUGGUUGAUGACAGUGUAUGGGAUACCAUGUCUAAACUACAAACAAUAUAUAUUGGUGGGAACCCAUGGCAAUGCAAUUGUCUGAUGAAAAGAAUAAAGCGUUCUCCAAGGCUCAGAAAUAUCACAGAGGCCGUGAUUUGUGCUGGACCAAGUCAACUUCAAUACUUGCCACUUUCGCGUGUCUCUGAAUCCGAUUUACAAUGUCAACCCCCGAAGAUUUUAACGUGUGCCACGAUUCCGACACGUAUAACGACGGGGGACGUCUUACAAAUUUCCUGCAAUCUAUCUGGAGAUCCAUUCCCGUCCAUAGAAUGGACAACACCAAGUGGUGACCGGCUGUAUCCGUACAAUUCUACCCUAGGAUCGUUUUCUGUGAGUGACAAUGGAUCCUUAACUGUAUUUUCUAGCUCGAUGAUAGACAGUGGGAAAUGGACAAUGAAAUUAUCGAACCAUGCAGGGAUGGUUGAGAGAGAAUUCACAGUUGAUAUUCAAGCCAUAACACCAACUACGAGCCCGCGAGUUAUAAUUACACCAUUUCCAACCAAACACACCAUAACGGCGCAAACAACCAAGAUGCAACGACCACCUGAAAACCAUACGCCAAGUAAAAAUAUAUAUGGUGUAGCUUCAUCAACACCCAAAUCGUCUUCUUUGAUCACAACGCCAUUACAGAUUCCUCUAAUAACACAGAUGAACGCCAAGUUAUCACAGCAAACAAUGGCCGACUUCAAUCGCCAAGGUAACGAAGAGUCGACAAGCAUGGGUUAUGUAGGUAUUAUAGUGGCCUCUGUAGUGGGCGGCUGUAGUUUAAUCAUCAUCACGACAUUGCUUAUACUUCUGUAUAAGUGUAUCUCGGCCAAGAACAGAGUCGGAACUUCCUUUCCGGAAAAUACAAGGCCUACCAAUACUACCAAUGAGUUAGUUUGA
Ylistrum balloti is the source of this 1584-nucleotide messenger RNA. Its product is annotated as immunoglobulin superfamily member 10-like. The coding region runs from base 1 to 1584 and encodes 527 amino acids. The transcript has a single exon. Gene Ontology annotation, molecular function: protein binding. NCBI's taxonomy places the organism in Eukaryota, Metazoa, Mollusca, Bivalvia, Pectinida, Pectinidae. The record is from RefSeq and is a predicted model, not a curated record.